Molecule: messenger RNA, 2174 nt
Organism: Syzygium oleosum
Lineage: Eukaryota; Viridiplantae; Streptophyta; Magnoliopsida; Myrtales; Myrtaceae
Product: B3 domain-containing protein REM16
Exons: 4
Coding region: 207-1466 (419 amino acids)
Molecular function (GO): DNA binding
Source: RefSeq, a predicted model, not a curated record
UGAAUCCCCCCCCCAUCCAUGUUGUAACUCCAUCCCGUCAUUAACUCCCGCGUAACAGUAACUGCUGGUUUGGUUUCAGUACCGUGAUGAUUCUUGGUCUUGACCUGUUCUUCUUUUUGCGUUAGGGGGUCGCUCUGACAGAAGGGGAAAGGGAAAUUUCUUCGAGCUUCUUGGAGCGCUCUUUGCUCGGCACUUUUUGAGUAGGAAUGCUGUUCAUUAUUGGGUCUCUUCUCGUGUUGAUGUUUCCUUCCGAUUUCUUGAACGUUUCUUCGGUUUGGGGUCGUUCUUGUUCUGUAAGGAGUUUCUUGAUUUCAGGUUCAGAAAUGGAGGGGGCAUGCAGGGAAUGCAGAAGCUGGGAAGAGGAGAUCUACUGGACCCAUUUCCAUUCCAUACAUUUCUGCCAGUUCCUUCAUGGUGACGACUUUCAUCAGCAGCUUGCCAUACCCAAAAAAUUUGCCGAGAAUCUGAGAAGCAAGUUACCUGAAAAUGUGGUCUUAAAGGGUCCUAGUGGCGCGACAUGGAAAGUUGGCGUCGUGGCUGAUGAUGAAAAUUUGCUUUUCAAACACGGCUGGCAAGAUUUCGUGAAAGAUCAUGCACUGGAGAAGAAUGAUAUCUUGGUAUUCAGGUACAACGGAGAGUCCUCUUUUAAUGUCUUAGUGUUCAACCAACAUAGUUUGUGUGAGAAGGAGGCCGCGUACUUCCACAAAAGAUGCAGCCACAAACCAAUGGACAAAGAAUGCGGUACGAAGCGAAAACUCGGGGAUUCUGCAGUGGAGGCUAUGCAUACUCCUGUACCUCAUGAUGUCAAACGAUCUCUUAUUGAGGAUCCUUCGAAGGACGGGACUGUGACAGUAGCUGAUUACAAUAUCUUAUCUCAAGCUAAAGCUUCUAAAAACUUGAUCGAGUUGGGUCCUUCGGGGAAGCCACGUAAUAAGAAGAAGGCUACUCCAAAAAAGAAACUGUCCGUCGCUUUUGAUUGUCUGGAGGAAAAACCAGAUUCUACGCCAAAAUCCCUAUUUAUUGGAUCACGGGGCUCUCCGGUUUACAUAUCCAACAGAAGACCCGUCACAGAAGAGGAGGAAUCCUCCGCCUUCAAACUUGCGCGGGCUGCAGCAUCAAGCGACAGCUUCCUGAUAGUUAUGCGACCCACGCACGUAUACAAGAGAUUUUAUUUGUCAAUUCCUACUGAUUGGGCAACAGCGAAUAUGGAUCGUCGCAACCAGGAUCUGAUUCUUCGUGUUGGUGAGGGCACUUGGCGUGCCCGGUACAGGCUCACUGGGCGUGGGAGUGGGGGGCUGUCUUCUGGAUGGAAGAACUUCGCUUUGGAGAACAACCUGGAGCAAUCUGACGUGUGCUUGUUCAAUCUCGCAAACAACAUCGAUAAGAACAUCAUCCUGGACGUCACCAUCUUCCGUGUAGUCGAGGAUGUGGUCCCUCUGACCCUGGUGACUUCUCUUCCUGUCUAGAGGCCAUUAAAAGCCAUCUUAAAAUGGUCUGGUCGAACAGUGCAACUCUUCUCCCAUGACCGUUUUGCCUGUGUUGAUCAUGGUUGGAUUCGGAGUCGUUUGGCAUUUUGGCUACUCUUGGGCAACGGACAAUAUCUUCUUUUUGUGCUUUCUUCUAGCUGGGAACAAUGGUAGAUUCGGUGAAGAAAUUCUGUAUAUGUAAUAUAUAUAUAAGCUUGAACUCAAUGUGUGCUAGACUAUGGUGUUUCGGUAAAGCAAAUUCUGUUCGACCUAAAAGCCUUCAGCGUUUGGCAAAGCUGGUGGCCUCGCUCGAAUUCUUUCGAGCCAGUUUUUUCUCUUCACUCUGCGUAGGAGAAUAUCAGAAUUUCAUCUGGUACAGGGUUGGACAAAAAACCACAUUGAGAAUUUCAUCUAAUACGGGUCAAACCAUAAAUGGCCUUCUUCAUUAUCGGUUGAUGAAGCAAUCUGCCGUUAUCAUAGAUUCCAGGAGCACAUGGUAACAUGAUGACUCCGAAGGAGGAGGAGCCACUGGGGCUGAUGAAGACAGUAUCUACAUCUACUACUAAUCAAACGAGGCAACAUUCUGGGUAUGCUUUUUUGAGUUCUUUCUUUUCGCAGUUUUGUGGUAUGAACCAACAUGUAUAUGUAGACGGUGGAAUCAUGCGAUUACACACUUUUAAUUUUAAUCUGACGUAGAGUUUCCUGUUA